Molecule: messenger RNA, 573 nt
Organism: Ilex paraguariensis (yerba mate)
Lineage: Eukaryota; Viridiplantae; Streptophyta; Magnoliopsida; Aquifoliales; Aquifoliaceae
Source: the annotation of a GenBank genome assembly
GGAAGAAUGGAUGGCGUGUGGAGCUCUCGCACAAUUCUAAGGGAGGUGGUGGAAGCCGUGGUGGUGGGCGUGGACGUGGUGGAGGUGAGGACUCGAAGUGUUAUGAAUGUGGUGAACCUGGUCAUUUUGCUCGAGAGUGUCGUUUGCGCAUAGGUCCACGCGGCUUAGGAAGUGGACGCCGUCGAAGCCCCAGUCCUCGACAUCAUCGCAGUCCAAGUUAUGGGCGUAGGAGUUACAGCCCUCGUGGGAGAAGAUCCCCACGCCGUGGUCGUAGCUACAGCAGGUCUCCUCCAUAUCGCCGUGCUCGUCGUGAUUCACCUUAUGCCAAUGGGUAUGCAUAUCAUCAUUCUCCUAAUGCUAAUAGAUAUGUAAUGGUUCCACGCAUAUAAAUUUCUUGUAGUUCCUUUAAUUAGUCACUGUUCUAGUGUAUUGUAUGUCAUGCCUAAGCCCCACCUUGUGAUGUGAUACUGCAUAAUGGCUAUCAAUAGGGGGAAUCUGAACUUUCUUUUUGGCAAUGGCAAAAAUGAACUCUAAAUUAGUCAUAAAUCAGUAACUUCCAGGAUUAACUAUGGG